Molecule: messenger RNA, 4634 nt
Organism: Mycena citricolor
Lineage: Eukaryota; Fungi; Basidiomycota; Agaricomycetes; Agaricales; Mycenaceae
Source: the annotation of a GenBank genome assembly
AUACUUCAGCUGCUAUGCUACGAACUACUCUACUCAGCUUCACUCCGGUGAAGCACUAUAUGGCUCUGCGCGUGAUCGGCGCGUCAACCUUGCGCGGAUCACGUACUCGAUACCUCUCCUUGUCGUCGGUGGCCAAAUCGGACGCGCCGCGCUCUGAUCAGGCUUUCGCGAGCAGCCCGACAGCGCUCGGCACUGCGUCGAGUGCCAGCGAAGGCGGGGAUCAGUUGACCACGCCAGACGCUGUGAGCACCGUGCCGACGAUGGUCCGGGGCGAUUGGGUGCUCUUCCACCCGGUGUACUCUCCGGAAGAGGUCAAGGCCGUGCAGGUGUUGCACCACAAAGCAAAGAAUAUCCCGGACAAGAUCGCAUCAAAGCUGGUGCUGCUAGCGCGAUUCGGAUUCGAUUUCGUCUCGGGCUAUAAGCACAAGGAGAUCCCCCCAGAGAGCAACAUGACCGUCGAGGAUCUCCGCAAGAACGGAUACCUACUGGACGAACAUGGCUGGUUGAACCGAAUUUUAUUCCUGGAAACUAUUGCUGGGGUUCCUGGGAUGGUGGCUGCAACGCUCAGGCAUCUCACUAGUUUGCGCUUGAUGGCAAGUCCUCUACGCUCUGUUCAUCCACACCGACGUGGGACCUUCAUGACCUUGCGGAAGAACUCGAUCUGGUUCCGCGCUCUGAUUCUCGGAGCUCAAGGGGUCUUCUACAACAUGUUCUUCCUCGCGUACAUAGUCUCGCCCCGGACGUGCCAUCGUUUUGUUGGUCAUCUGGAGGAAGAGGCGGUCCUCACCUACACCCGCUGCAUCAAAGAUCUGGAAGCUGGGCGCAUCCCCGAAUGGACAAACAAGCCCGCGCCAGAGAUCGCCAUCGACUACUGGCGUCUUCCCAAGGACGCCACGCUCCUUGAUGUGCUGUAUGCCGUGCGGUCGGACGAGACGACGCAUCGGUUCGUGAACCAUAGCUUGGCGAACCUCAACACACGCACCGACAUCAACCCUUUCGCACUGAGGGAGCCCGAUAUGUUUGUCAAGGGCACGAAAAUUGCUUUCGAACGCGAUGAAGCAGAGGACUUUGUGCGCGAAUCGCGCGAAAUCAUGGAUGAGAAGAGAGAAGCUCAGAUGGGAAAAACAGAAGCUUAGUUCCCAGGGACAAAACAUGUAUAGAUAGACCGCCUACUAUAAUUCAAGAACCCCGAGACUGGCCGAGCCCAUCCAGUUUCCGCUGAAUCUCGAUCAAGCGGUUGAUUCGGUCGCGGAGGAAGGCACGUUUGGCUGAUAUUGCCGAAUCUUCCGCAAGCAGGUCUCGCAGGCGCGUCGUCAUGUCAGGGCCCCGGAGCAGGUUCUCGAUCAACACAGGUUCCAAGCGAGAAGCCAUGCACUGGUUGAACUCGCGCUCGAUGACGAGAGGAACGUAAUCGAUGAUGCGCUGCAGCGAGCCCAGUCCAGUCAGACGAGACAGCCGAGCGGACGAAAAGAUGCGCAGACAGACCCGGUAUGCUAUCUGCCAAUACGCCCGCACCGUCGCCAUGAGAUCGAGCUCGCUCUCAUAGCCGUGUCCCUCUCGCACAUAGAGAUGGCGGCCGGGUAUGUAAUACGAGCCAGCGUCGUCAUGCGCUGCUUUGUAUCUGGCCGACCACGCGGCCUUCUGCGUCCGGAAGAGGUCCCGGUUUUGAGUAAACAACGGUGACUCAUCGAGAGUGCGAAACUUCUCCAGAGUCUGUCGCGCUAGAUCCUUGCACUCUGCGAGCUCUUGCGUGACGAGCGACCUGCCCAACGGAUCAGAAUCAUUCGCAGCGGUGAGGGGGUGGGCAAUGGAAUCAACGAGCGCCUCAGCACAAGACACCGUGCCUUCGAAACAGGACAUCGCCGGCUCCUUCCAAUUGCUCGUGAACCGCUGAACGAGAAUGAUCGUGGCAUGGAAGGGGACUUGCAUCUCUGGACACACACUCUUUGAUAAUCAGUUGGACCUCCGGCAGAUCGAUGGGCGGGAUGGUGCUCGCAACAUGAUCCACUUCAUCGAACGCAAUGAGCGGGUCUCUGAAGCGCUCGUGGCCAUGGAAUGGCCGGAAGUCGGGGGUCGUGCGCUGGAUGUCGGUCUUGAACUGGCCGUACUUCGUUCUGCAGUCUUGUACGAAGCUCUUCCGCUCCGUUCCCGCUACGGCGGCACGAAACGCAUUGCAGAACGCACUGAUCCUGCCGAACACGGCGACCGCGGCGUGAUCCAGAUCCGGUGCCGGGGGCAGACCAAUGAGCUCUUCGGUGUGGCGCUUCAAGAGUGCAUGGACUUGGGCUCGCAGUUGAGGCAAGCUGGUAGGCAUCAAGUCAGUGCCGGGCAUUGCAGCGAUGGAAGACAUACUUGGCCUCGAUGCGCUCGGUAAGAAGUUUACUUAGGAACGCUGCCAGGUUGCUCACUCCAAAGCGCGUGCGAUCGAGCACUUCGGACCAGGGCGCCGUCGAGUCGAAAAACAGCUGUGCCUGACCGUCGCACUGGGCUCUCGUCAUCCCGCGCGACCGUUGGGCGUCGUCGGGAAGUCGGACGCAGUGGUACCCAUGAGCAAGUGCAUCCCGGUCCCCGUCCAACACUUCCUUCCAUUGACUGCGGCGCCCGAUAUCCCCAGCACCUAGUGAAUCGGGCUUGGUGAGCACGGCUGUCAUCAUCCACAUGAGCCCACCAGCCACGAUCGAUUCGACGGAUCUUUCUCACCGAUCGUGCGUUGACCAGACGGAUCCGCGUUUCUAGCGAGUCGCAUUGCUUGCUGGUUCUGCAUGUCAUCUGCGCCCGCUCUUGAGACGAUGAGUGUAGACCAGAGCGACAGCACGUACCGCUGGCGGGAAUGGUCACGAGAAUCAGCGUCUGCUGCUGUUCAAUCCGGGAGAUAGAAAGGUCUCGGACGACUUGAAUGUUCUCAGGCUCCUCGUUUUGAAUCAAGCCUGAGUAUGCAGCCGUGAGCUGACUCUGUUGCCGAGCGGACAAGAACAAACAAACCCGGGAGAUCGACAAAUGAGAGAUCUGAAACAAGCGGGCAUCAAAUAGUGAGUUUGGUUGCUGGACGCGAUGAGAUACCGAUAAUGGCAGGAUCGCGCAAAGUAAGACACACGGCGUUCUUCGAAAACUUGAGACGCCGAGGAUCGGUCCCUGAAUUCCGCAGCUCCUCUGCGUUCUGAUUGUAGAACUCCUGCGAACUGCGGUGCGGACUCAGUAUGGCGGCCUGUGCGCGACGAAGCCAGAUCUCGACGGCGCUGCGGUCAGUGAUCGUCGGGCCGAACUGAAUCUCGUGGGUUGAGCCAGCGGGAUGGAUGGCGUCGUCGUCCUUGGGCUCGAGCACUUGUUCGUCAUGAUCGAAGCGCAAGGAGAUGUUGCAGGACCAUGAUUCGGCUGCACUUGACAUGACGCACUCCAUGGGACAACUGCGAGCGCGUCAGAAGACUGACGCUAUUGAGCGGAACAGCAUAGAAACUAACCGAGUACAUGUCCCACUGUCACGCGGCACAGUGAUCUGGAGAUAUUGGCAUACAGAAGAACAAGACGACCCAGUUUAGCGCACCCCGGAAACCGCCUCGACCAACGAGCUCUUCCCAGCUACGUCGAGCGCACGCUGAGCACAACGUCAUAUGCAAAGAUGCUGAGCGUACCAGACUGCCCCCCGAUCACAGUAAUCGUCGGAAGAUCGAGCAUGUUAGUCGCCCUACAAAAGAGAUGAGCGAGAACGCGACAGUCGGCGUCGCAACUGACCCCAAGGCGCGCAGAUCCUUGUUGAAGAUCAUCAGCUCUCUGCAACGUUGCGCGUAGUAUCCACCGGUCAGAGCCCCAGAGGGAGGAGAUGGCUCGCUGGCAGUCGCAGCGCCGGUGGUCAUGGUAUCGCCGAGGAGCUCCGAAGUUGCGUUGCUGGAUCCGUCGUUCGCGUUCCCCGGAACCGAGUGCGGCGUGUUGUCAGCACUAUCGCGUCUGCCAUUGAAGGAGGCAUUCCCUGAACGUCCGUUCGAAGCAAGGCGUCGGAGUUUACUCAUGGCCAUGUGCUCGAGAGAGAGGGACACGAGAUGUGCUGCUCCUGCACCCAGAGGGCGGCUAUUUAACCCAAUCCCUCAUCUCACCACGCGGCAGUCCUCGAAUUCUGGGCUUCGUGCGCGGUGCGUGCGUUAAACGCGCGGGCGCGUCCGACGUAAGAUUCGAAAAUUCCUCAUACAAAUGCAUGCUUCCAAAAGCGCCCGCUGAGGCCCAGAUGGGAAGUUUCGUGCACGAAUCGGGAGUGGAGACGGGCGCCAAUCGUGAGCAGGCGAGAGAAUUGCUUGUGCGUGGGACGCGCUGUAUGCCAUGCACCGACAUAGGCGCCCAUGGAGUGAGCAUUUGAGCAUCGAAAGGCCGUAUUGAGAAGGCCUCAAUACGGAAGAUUCCUUCUUCGUGAGGCCAAGCACGUACUAGUCCGUUGGUGAUAUUGUAGGAUUAUGUAGUCGUCCGCAGCCGGGACGGGUCUGGUCUUAGCUGGGGCGUACGAGCGAUGCAAGGCGAUGCCGCGCUUCGAAGAAUAUUAUAGCGAAAUGUUGGACAUCCGACUUGAGAGUCCAUAGCCCGCACAUGUGGUGUGGGACAAGUUUUGGGGAUACGUUGCAGGAGCGACAAUAUGAUGAGGUUAGGGUUAG